GGCUGCUGCAGACGGCUCUCAGCAUCGGCGCUCGCAUCGUCAGUCUCUCGUUUGUCAAGAGCCGCGUCAACCGCGAUCCCGAGGUCGAGGACUUCAAGCUGCCCGAGUACGACGCCUUCCCGCGCGUCGCCGACGCUUCGCCGGUCAAGGCCUGACGGCGCAGCAGACGACCCGAUGCCCACUUCACGACACGCGCCCCGAGCUAUCCAUCAUACCACCUCUCUCGCAUCGCCUCGUCAUACCGCUUCUCAGCUUCUGUCGGGGCGCAGCUCGCGCUACCCUGCUACGAGGGCCGUCAUCUGUAGAAAUCUGAUUCUUCACUGUGCCGCAGAAGGGAGUCGAUCGUGGAGGCUGGCAGUACGGUGCGAGACGAGGGAAGACGAGGAUCAGAAAGACUUGCUGAGGAGUCGGGAGAGUGAUGCCGAGGAAGGGAGCCUGACGUGGAUGAUGCCGCACGAGAUCGGCAGGGCGCUAGAUGAGCGCAUUGACGGCGUCGAUGUCAUCGAGGUACGCGCUGAUGGUGCAGUGUCGAUAUCCGCCCGGAAAGCCACGCUCGCGCAAGUCGAGGUACCUUCAGCGCAGCGUCAGGAGUUGAACAACAAGAAGCUGAGCAUCUGCUCUCACCUGUCAAGUCGAUUGUUCUCCAGCUGCUCGGCGUACAUCUGAUCCACGCCCGCCUCGCGCAGCAUCUUCGUCACCGACCACCAGCCGCGCUC
Tilletiopsis washingtonensis is the source of this 716-nucleotide messenger RNA. RefSeq lists its product as hypothetical. The coding region runs from base 175 to 666 and encodes 163 amino acids. The transcript has a single exon. NCBI's taxonomy places the organism in Eukaryota, Fungi, Basidiomycota, Exobasidiomycetes, Entylomatales. The record is from RefSeq and is a predicted model, not a curated record.